UUCCACGUCAAUACACGUGUACUUUUUGCCACAUGAAUUAUUCCAUAGUUUACAUAAUGUGAAGAUUUUUCAUAUUUUUUUCUUGUUAUAUUUAUCGUAGAACUUGUGCGCUACUGGAAAAAUCAAAAUGAACUUUUCAAAAGUUUUAGUUGUUUUUAUAAAUAGUUACUGGAUACAGCUAGGCCUUUGUAAAUUUUAUUCCUCCUCGUUCGAAAUAUCGAAACUUUUAGAAACGGAAAAUAAAAUACUCCAGAAGUUGAAUGUAUAUUUCGAAAGGCAAGAGAAAAAAGGAGUAACUUUUGAUAACAAUGUAAAAAAAUUUGUAAAUUAUGCAGAGAUAGAAAACAACCAUACAAGGGAGAUUAUCAGUACAACAGAAAAUCCUCUUGCCGUGUUUUAUCUGCUCUCCCGAGCAGUGAAUAAGUGGAGCGAGUUGACCAAGAACCUAUCUUGUAACGAGGAACACGAAGAAUGCCCAAUAUUAACCGGAGCUGACAUAAUAAAUGUGAAUAAAAGACGAGAGGCGUCCGAAUGGCCCACCGAAGCUGAAGUCAAAGAAGCCGCUAAAGCCAUUGUAAAUGUUUGGACAGUAUAUGACCUUGACCUUGAAAAUAUCAUAAACGGAAUCCUUGAAGAAGUCACUGAGCGCCCUCUGUUGGCUGACGAGAUAUUUGCAAUUGCAAAUGCAGCAAGGGAUUCUGGGAUGACUUAUGAAGCGAUCACGUGGUACGAGUAUCUGCUGCAUAGACUCGAAAGUACUGGUUCCUAUACAUUCAAAACAUCGUCACUAUACAGACGACUUGCACUAACAUACAAAGAGAAUGGAAUGCUUUCCAGAGCCAUCGAGUUGCUUCAGAAUUACUUGAAAAUUGAUUCCGGUGACACCAGCGUGGCACGUGACCUGGACUUUUUGAAACAAGGCAGCUCGAAAGACAAUGUCAAAGAACUCGUGCGUUUUGCUGCCAAUGAUACGUCCAGACUGACAAGAAGUAGACAGAAGUUUGAGGAGCUUUGCAGAUCUUCAAUGAAGGGUACUAAUAAUUCAAGACAUUUACACUGUUCACUAUUUCCUUUGUACAACUGGUACGGCCAGGUCAAGGUAGAGACGAUUUCCAAGCGUCCAGAGAUCCAGAUUUUGUAUGACGUGUUGAGUUUAAAUGAAACGGACAAAAUAAUUUCUUAUGGAGAAAAGGCGUUUACGCAGUUCUACCAAAUGUUUCCGUUUAAAACAAAGCCCACGGCACUAGAUCAUAGACUUAAGAGUGGUCCUAUGUGUGAAUGGAAUCCGCAUUAUCCCCUGAUGAUAAAUUUAACACGGAGGCUAGAACAAAUGACGAGGUAUCAUAUGUUCCCUGCAAGCGACGUUACCAGUAGCGAAUGUUACACGAUGACGAACGAGGGACCUGGUCUUAUCCAUAAUCCAGUCUUAGAUUCAUGGCCUAAAGGACAUCACCCAUACCCAUUUGCCGGCAACAGAUUGGCCACUAUUAUGCUACAGCUGUCGGAUGUGAAGUAUGGGGGAUCAGUUGUAUUUCCAAACCUCAAUUUAACAGUUCCUGUGCAUAAGGGCUCUGCUGUUGUAUGGAGAAACUUGAAGGAAGACGGUACACCUAGCGCACGUGCAUUACAUUCUAGUUGCCCUGUAAUGAUUGGAUCACGAUGGGCAUUGUACAAACACAUCCUACACAACAAUCAAGUUUUCAGACGUCCAUGCGAAGCAAAAUAAAUGUAGAGUUUUUCCCCAAGACAAUUUGCUCUUAAUUUCCUAAUCGAAUUCACGAAGUGCCCAGAUCUUAAUUAAUCUUUUAACUAAAUAUAGUGAUUCAUUAUGUUAUUUAUAUGUAUGUAUGUAUGUAUGUAUGUAUGUAUGCAUUUAUGUAUGCGUUUUUUAACAUUACAUUUUUUCUUUAUCUUUUUAAGGCAAUAUUGUGAAACAAUGCGUAUUUCUUUGAGAAACGACUUAACUAAAGAUGGUAAAAUUAAUCAUCGAAGAAUAGCCACCAGU
Messenger RNA from Mercenaria mercenaria, 2005 nucleotides. Its product is annotated as prolyl 4-hydroxylase subunit alpha-2-like. The record is from RefSeq and is a predicted model, not a curated record. Gene Ontology annotation, cellular component: endoplasmic reticulum. Gene Ontology annotation, biological process: peptidyl-proline hydroxylation to 4-hydroxy-L-proline. Bases 128 to 1726 code for a protein of 532 amino acids. The transcript has 13 exons. Lineage: Eukaryota; Metazoa; Mollusca; Bivalvia; Venerida; Veneridae. Gene Ontology annotation, molecular function: procollagen-proline 4-dioxygenase activity; L-ascorbic acid binding; protein binding.